UUACAUUUAGUUACAAGGAAUAUACUACUAUAUGGAUAAAAUUCGUAAACAUUUUCAAAAAUACUUUAAGCAACCAAACGAACACAAACAACUUAUUCAUUUUCCACUGGAAUACACAAUAAGCACCUCAUUGAGCGAAUGAAAACUACUUGCAGCAUUUUGUUUACUGUCGUCAUUGCACCACAAAAUGGUCAACAGAGGGUAAUCGAUGUGGUCCGAAGAGCUGAACUGCAUCAUUGGCAGCAAAAGUGCAAGUUGUUGGAUUUUAUGUUUAUACCACAAUGAAACUAAGUGUGAGUGCGUAUCGCGCACAUGCAUCAGCACACAAAAAGAUACUCUCGAGCGGAUAUCACUCUCAACUUAAUUACGGCAGCACAGGAGCGGCUGCCACAGCUUCCUCAAGCUCAUCAGCAGGAUUAUAUGCGAUUGAAACCAACGAAAGCUCCAUUACGUUUCCUCAAGAAAUGAAUAAAGCAGAAUGCAACAAUAGCGACACCGAUGUGAUCAGUCCUACUGGAACGAGUAGUUCCGGCCAAGAUCAAAUCCACCCAGUUUCUAAACGAAGGACACAACGAAAGGAUGAAGAUCAGAUCAGUAAUGCUCACUCAUCACACUCUGAUAGUAAAAGCCCAAGUCAGAGGAAAUCACGUAUCGGAGAUGGAACUUCGGAUCCAGAUUCCGAUUGGACGCGGUCUAAUCAGCGUUGGAUGAAACUCCGAACUACUGUACAAAUAUCAUCAGCCAUACAAAAGAAACCACCGCUUAAGAGGGAAGACUCAUUCCUUAAAAGAUUCUCAACACGACAAAUACCAGAAGCUCAAGAAACCGUCGAAGAUACUGGAUCCGAAAGUGCCUCAGGAGACGUCGAUAAAACUUUUAAAAGACGAAGACGUUACCUGCAAAAGCGUCGUUCCGUUGUAAAUCCUGAUGAGAAUUUUUAUUUUUAUUGGCUGAUGGUUCUAACAAUUUGUGUUCUUUAUAAUCUAUGGACCUUAAUCGUUCGCCAAAGCUUUCCCGAAUUACAGCAAGCGGUACCAACAUUUUGGUUUAUUUGUGAUACUCUAACUGACAUUGUAUUCAUUUUCGAUAUUUUUGUACAAUUACGAACCGGCUAUUUGGAACAGGGUCUAAUGGUGUACGACGAUAAAAAACUGAUGUCACAUUAUGUACAUUCAAGAGAUUGUUUUUUUGAUAUAAUUGCUCUAAUACCAUUUGAUCUUUUACAAUUGAAAGUGGGCUCUCAGCCAUUGUUACGUUUUACUCGUUUUUUUAAGGUUUAUAGAUCUGUUCGAUUUUAUUAUAUUGUUGAAAGCAGAACGGUUUGGCCGAAUUUAUGGCGCGUAGUGAAUCUAAUUCAUAUCUUAUUAAUACUUGCCCAUUGGUUUGGAUGUUUCUAUUAUUUACUAUCCGAAGCAGAGGGAUUUCAGGGUGAUUGGGUAUAUCCAUACCGUCCAGGAGAUUAUGCCACUUUAACCAGAAAAUAUUUAGGUAGUUUAUAUUGGUCUACAUUGACAUUGACUACAAUCGGGGAUUUGCCAACGCCUGAAACAAAUGCAGAAAUCAAUUUUUCGGUGGACGGCCCAAGAUCAAUUCCUAGGCGUGGAAUUAAAUCCAGAUUACUUCAAUUUGGUUCAAAUUACGGAUACAUUUUCACCAUUGUCAGCUAUUUGAUUGGCGUUUUUAUAUUUGCAACAAUUGUUGGUCAAGUUGGAAAUGUAAUUACCAAUCGUAACGCGAAUCGUUUGGAGUUUGAGCGACUCUUAGAUGGUGCUAAAACCUAUAUGAGACAUCACAAGGUGCCUGGAGGAAUGAAACGCCGUGUCUUACGGUGGUAUGAUUACAGCUGGUCAAGGGGGCGUAUACAAGGCGGCGGUGAUAUAAACACAGCUUUGGGUCUAUUGCCGGAUAAAUUGAAAACUGAACUGGCAUUGCAUGUGAAUUUGAGUGUUUUGAAAAAGGUAACAAUAUUCCAAGAGUGUCAACCGGAAUUCCUUCACGAUUUGGUGUUGAAAAUGAAGGCGUACAUAUUUACACCGGGCGACUCGAUAUGUCGCAAAGGAGAGGUUGCUCGUGAAAUGUUUAUAAUAGCAGAUGGCAUUUUAGAAGUUUUAAGCGAGACCGGAAAAGUGCUUACUACCAUGAAAGCUGGUGAUUUUUUUGGUGAAAUUGGUAUACUCAACUUGGAUGGUUUAAACAAACGCACCGCUGACGUUCGAUCGGUUGGCUAUUCCGAACUGUUUUCGUUAUCGCGCGAAGAUGUGCUGGCCGCAAUGAAAGAUUACCCCGAAGCACAGGAGAUCCUACAGACUCUUGGUAGAAAGCGUCUCAUGGAAGUAAGGUGUGUCAACAAAAAAUAUGCUAAGGCACAGGCCGAUAAAGAUGCGGAAAAACACCCAGGGGCCCACCAUCAUCACGGUCACGUGAAUCAGAGUGACAGCAGUGAAAAUAGUGCCUCGAAGAAAAUUGUCGAUAAAUUGCGACAUGAUGUUAAGGGGUUCCGAAGUGUUCUUAAAAAAUCACGGACAACGCGAAGAAGCGACGAAUCCUUAGAAAUGCAGCCGUUGCACAGUACGUCUCCUAAAAACGGUAAAUCAAUGUUAAAGCGAAUGUCCCGAGUACGAUCGGAUGAAAAAGAAGAAACAGCUGAAGAAAAAGAAGAAUUACACGACAAGUCUCCAAGUCCAAUUGGAGCGGGCUUGCCACUUUUACAGAGAUUGCGUCUGCUCAAAGAAAAACAGGAUCGCGAAGAGCGAGCUGUUAAGUCCACACCACCACAGAAAUCUCCACCUCACUCACAUGUAACCUGUACGUUAUCGCCGCAGGAAUCAAUACAAGAAGAGCCCGAAAGGGAGAUUAACGAGGGACUCCCUUUAAUUCAGCGACUGCAGCAGUUGAAGAUAAAAAACGAUCCUCCCCAUCCUGUAAAUGAUUCUAGUUUACCGAUGUCAUCUGUAAUAACUGAUGUUAAUACUAAAUUAGAAAACAUAUCGAAUAUCAGCAGUAACAACAACAGCAAUACUACUCCAAUAUCACUUACAGUCGCGCAAUUCAAGCCCACAAUGAAGGUUUCUUUCCGACAAAGAAUUCAACAAUUGCAGCAACAGGCCCCCAAUAUGAAUGAAUCAGCCAGUUCUGCGAAAGCAAAUUCGAUAGUCAUGGAGUCAACAAGUGAAAAAACUCCAGCAAUUAACACCAACGUUAAAAAGGAACCACCUAAAACUCUAUCGGUUGUUAAAUGCGGACAAAUCGAAGAGGAGACAGGAGUAGAUUGCAAAUUAGCGGGGUCCAACAAUAAAUCGCACAAACCAAUAACCACCAUUUCAAACCAAAUUGUUAAACCGUCCACAACAACACCAACAAUUGUUUCUGAUACAGAUACACCUAUUAAGCCGUGGUCCAAACUAAAGUUGGCUACCAUAAUAUCAUCGAGUUAUACAAGUUUAGCCACAUCCAACACUUCCUCAGACGAUGUCUCUUCCCCUUUGAAAAUCUACUCGGUGGGAAGCAUACCACAACAGGUCAUAAGCGAAGAGAAGCGCUCGAGAAAAGAAAAACCGUGCAUUCUUCCAACAGGAAAGCGAUCAGCACUUGAUCAGGUUGAAGCAAGCUGUAGUACAAAACAAAGAGUUACUGAAAAGGCGAAAAAGUCCCUGAAAAACGGAAAGGCACUACAGAAUGCUAUUGCCAGUCAGACAAAACUGUAUCAGUCAGUAUUUGAUCUCUCGCCCGAAUACAGCGGGCUACCGUUUGUAAAGCGCUUAAAGAUUUUAAACGAACGACAGAAGUUGGCCGAACUUGAGAAGGCUCUACAGACCAGAAGUUUCAGCUUGGAUAGUUCAAAAACUAACAGCGCCCAGAUAUCAGAGGCGCUGUAUCGCUGCCAUAGUGAUGCGACUGGAAUAAAUUCACAAUUUUUCUCAGCCUAUGAAUCCAGUUCAACCACAUCGACCAAUACAUCCACAUCUGAGAAGUCGAAAUGUCCACAUUACCACCGUCAUCAUCGCUUAGAUACGGUUCAUCACGACUACACACCCCUAAGUCCGGAAUCGAACGAAACACUCGAACGUAGAAAGUUGAAGAGCAUUCUAAAGAAAAUCAGCCAUGAACGAGAGCACAGAGGUACCACUGGUGAAAUGCAAACGCAAAUACAUUGCAGAGGCCUAUCGAUGGAACCCACUGUUGAAGGCCCUCCUGGCAGCGUCGCCAUCACCAAUCCCGAGAACACUAAAGACGAACAUCAAACCGAUUACAGUCUUAACUCACCCACUACUACCAAUGCUCCGCCAUUUUAUGCGGAAUCUGUUAUGUCACCACCCGAUCUCUUAAGAGCCGAAUCGAUCGCCACCUGUUGUACAACUGCUAAUUGUUCCCAUUCUUUUCAAAUGAAUAGUAGUAGUAGCACUCUAACAAUGUUUCCCACAGAUUUAUACCCGCAUUCCGGAACUAGUCAUGGCUCAUGUCAUGUUCCAACAAUAAAAGGAUUGCACGAGGGUCAAGACUGUUAUAAUCAGAUUUUAAAUGGCAUCAAUGAUGUGAUACGGACGCAUAUUAACGAAAUACAUUCUAAAUUUGAGUCACAAUUCUCCAACAUGGCAAUGGAAGUGGAGAGAAGAGAUGCUUUUAUAGCACAUUUACAGUCAAAACUAAGGAAUCUGGAAUUAAAUGUCUCAUCGUCAAGCAGAAGGAAAGCAAAUCGAGAAAAACUGUCAAGCCAGUGUUCGGAAGUCGGUGCUGCUGAAGAUCGAAAUGUUGAGGAUAACAGCAGUUCUGGUUCAUCAGCGGAAUUACUUUUUAUGCGUGGGGAUUCGCUUGAUACAGUGUUUACUUCAUCGCCUCCAACACAAACGAAGAAGCAUUGUGCGUGUUCGCCGAAAACGAGUCGAGAUGAUUUCGCCGCAUCGAAUUACAGUCACUAUUGCAAGACUGGCAAUGGGACAAAAAGUAAAAACGGUAACAAUUGGUCCACAAAUCAACCAGUUGUUUUAGCAGAUGUACAAGGAAAUCUUUCUCGCAUUGGCGAUAGUGUCAUCUUAGAUAUCGGCGAGAGCACAAGUUCAAGUUCAUCCUCCGAAAAACUUAACGCCGGUGAUGACGAGGUCGAGGAUGAUGAUGAGGAGAUUGAGAGCUCAGAUAAUCAUGUUCAUCACAACGACUGGGAAGUUCGAAUGCUGGCAGCCGAAAUGGAGAAGCAAGAGCGAAAGCGUGGUCUCUCACUCUCCGAUAAUUUGCAGUUGGGCGGUACAAAAUUGUGCGGAACGUUUCUACGAAGACGUCGAAAAUUCAGUGAUACUGAAACGGAGUGCAGUGAAACAGAUGCAGAACAUGCCCCAGCAACUGUACGCCCGAGGGCAUCCAGCCUGGAUCAAUUCAACUUGCGUUACGGCAUCGGCAGGGGUGGUAUAUUCAAAGCAAUGAGUAUUGAUCGUGAUAAAGAUAAACUUUGA
Molecule: messenger RNA, 5444 nt
Organism: Calliphora vicina (urban bluebottle blowfly)
Lineage: Eukaryota; Metazoa; Arthropoda; Insecta; Diptera; Calliphoridae
Gene: Cngl
Product: Cyclic nucleotide-gated ion channel-like
Exons: 19
Coding region: 282-5444 (1720 amino acids)
Biological process (GO): transmembrane transport; monoatomic ion transport
Cellular component (GO): membrane
Molecular function (GO): protein-containing complex binding; monoatomic ion channel activity
Source: RefSeq, a predicted model, not a curated record